AUGGCGGAGGAGAGUGUCCCCCUGACGUUUGAGGAUCAGUUUGCCGAAGCCUUUGCACCUGCGACCGCCGACAUCAACGCCACCUAUGUCAUCAUUUCGGGCGUGUUUGUCUUCCUGAUGCAAGCGGGCUUCUGCAUGCUGACGGCCGGCAGCGUGCGCGCCCGCAAUGCUCGAGGUAUCAUUCUGAAAAACCUAAUGGACACCUGCGUCGCGGCCCUGGUUUACUUCUUGCUGGGUUGGGGCCUGGCGGGCCUGCUCAUUGGCGACGGCAACAGCUUCAUCGGCACAAGCCAAUUUGCACUGGGCGGGCUGGACCCCACAAUGCUUUACAAUUGGUUCUUCCAGUUCUGUUUCGCUGCCGCCGCGUGCACCAUCGUGUCUGGCGCCCUGGCCGAGCGCGCAACCUUCGUUUCGUAUAUUCUUUAUAGUGUCCUUAUCAUAGGAUUUGUCUAUCCCGUCGUGACUCACUGGGUCUGGUCCCCCAGCGGCUGGGCCUCUGCGUUCCGCAGCGAGCAGGCCGACGGCACGUUCAGGAGCCUGCUGUUUGGCUGCGGCGCCUACGACUUUGCCGGCAGCGGCGCCGUGCACAUGGUGGGCGGCGUGGCAGCCUUUGCGGGCGCCGCUCUGCUGGGGCCACGCAUGGGGCGGUUUGAUGCCAACGGCAAGCCCGUGCCUAUCCCCGGCCACAACGUCGCCCUCGCCGUCCUGGGCACCUUCAUCCUCUGGUUCGGCUGGUACGGCUUCAACCCCGGCUCCACCCUGAUGGUCAUGAACGGCACCAGCGCCAUCGUGGCCCGCGUCUGCGUGACCACCACCCUGGGCGGCGCCGCCGGGGGCAUCAUGACCCUGUUCACACACGUGCUCAUCCAGUACAAGACAACUGGCAAGGUGGUGUGGGACGUCAUGGUCGCCGCAAACGGAGCGCUGGCCGGUCUGGUCGCCAUCACCGCCCCCUGCGCCACGGUGGAGCCGUGGGCGGCCAUAAUCAUCGGCAUGUGUGGAGCCUGGGUGUAUCUUGGCGGCAGCUACCUCAACUCCCACAUCCUGAAGAUUGACGACCCUGUGGACGCCAUCGCCGUGCACGGCUGGGCCGGCAUCUGGGGCGUGCUGGCGAACGGCCUGUUUGCCACCGAAGGCUUCGUGGCCCAGACCUAUGGCACCAUGCCCGGCACCGAGGACGGUGUGCGCCUUUAUGGUGGCUUCUACGGCGGCGGCGGGAAGCUGUUUGCUGCCCAGCUGGUUUAUGUGCUGGCCAUCAUCGGCUGGGUGGGCGGCCUCAUGGGCAUGUUUUUCUUCGCCUUGAAGAUGGCCGGCCUCUUCCGCGUCAGCGCCGAGGUGGAGGCCGAGGGCUGCGACACCAGCCACUAUGGAGGUUCUGUGUACCACGGCCUGACCCCUGAGACCGGCGCCGGCGCAACGGCCCCAGCCAGCAAGGGCGUGUUCCCAUCCAAGGGCGAUGCUGCCAGCAGCAGCUCCGACAGCGACGAGCUGGAGAGGCUGAAGGCCGAGGUGGCCGACCUGUCCUCCAAGGUGGAUGCCCUGGCAAAGGCCGGCACCAGCACUGUGUGAGUGCCACACGGGCGCAUCGCAUCCCGAUGGCUGGCGAUCCCGCAAACCCGAAGAGACCCACCCACCUACCGCACCCACCCUCACCGCCUAAUUCCCAAGAAGGAAAGCUCCCUCUCCCCCCAGAAGAACCCCAAUUGACUCGCGAUGCCAUGUACGUCUCCCCCUGGUUGUAGCCUAGCUGUCUCUCUGAUUGGUAGCCGACGGCCACUUUUGCCUGCCCGCCUUUCGCCCUGCACAAUUUCAUUCCUCCGACCCCAUUCUGCUGACCCACCUCUGCCAUUUGAUUCCAUCUGCGAUUAGACAUGCCCUGCAAUUAAAUAUCCUCUCUGCCCGCCCCGACUCCGUGUACUUAGCGUUGCAAUCUCUCAUUCUGCUCCCUCCUAUUCUGAUCCACUGGGGACAUCAGCGCUGGGGAUUAUUGUGCGCACCUGAGGCACCGCCCU
Messenger RNA from Chlorella variabilis, 2012 nucleotides. RefSeq lists its product as hypothetical. The coding region runs from base 1 to 1569 and encodes 522 amino acids. Gene Ontology annotation, molecular function: ammonium channel activity. The transcript has 11 exons. The record is from RefSeq and is a predicted model, not a curated record. Gene Ontology annotation, biological process: ammonium homeostasis; ammonium transmembrane transport. NCBI's taxonomy places the organism in Eukaryota, Viridiplantae, Chlorophyta, Trebouxiophyceae, Chlorellales, Chlorellaceae. Gene Ontology annotation, cellular component: membrane.